UCACAUGAUUAACUUUAGUUUAUAACGCGAAACGUUUACUUUUUCUUCUUAGAGUUGAAGUGAAUGUUAUAAAGGAUAAACCUCGGACUGUCAAAGGGCAAUAUGGACAAAAGACUGAUUUUCGUAGCUUGUUGCCUUUCUGCGGUCUACGCCGUAUUUCCCCCGACAUGCGAACUCGAGUGUGUGGCUGGAUAUAUUGGAGACAUUGCAGAAUGUCGAGUAGAUUUCCCGUACAAGCCUGCAGGACCCAAUAAGGACUUACAAUUGUGUUUACUCGAAGUCGAAUCAGAUAGAAAUAUCUGUAUGGUGAUGAAUAGGGAUCCAGCCUGUGUAGCAAAAGCUGCAACUAGCACAAUGCAUUUACCAUUUAAAAUGAACCUUACCAAGCCUCCCACUACAACCCCCGCUCCUACGACGACCACAACAACGACGACAACACCACCACCAAAGCCUUCAACAGCUCCAUUACAAGUCGGACCAGCGCUGUCACAACCAUCUCGUUCCGGCAAUCAUUUGAUACAACUAUACGUUGAUCCGCGCCAACAUCAGCAAACAAUGCAGAGUCCAUAUGGACUCGUGGGAAGACCCAACCAAGGUCAUUAUUCCCCUGUUGCCGUGGAACCACAACAACCAAUGCCAUCUGGUUUAACUGUCGCGCAAGCUCGACGUCAUCAACAAAUUCAAAAUAUGAUUCAAAGGAGUGCUCCACAAGCAUCAGUUUCACAAAGACCAGUUCCACAAGUCCGAAGCAGCAUACAACUGCCUGCCAGACCCAUGCCAAAACAAAUGCAACUGCCAUCUCAAAGUCCACCGAAGAGAACUCAUCUUCCACAACGAACUGGGCCUCAACCAAGAGUUGUACCACAGCAGCAACAACAGUCUUACUCAGUGGCCCGUACAAAUCCCAAAAUUAUUCAAAGAAGAUUGACUGUAUAUAAGUUGGCGAAACCAUUCAAACCAAAUUCAUUCAGCAGUCCCCAACAGUCUUUCUCUGCAGGAAACCUAUUUAGAGUAUAAAGUAUUCCUCAUAGACAGAAUUGUUUUUAUCCUUAUGGUUAGUUCGGAUGUUUUGUCUAGGAAAGGGUUGCAAAAGAAUAA
Saccostrea cuccullata (small rock oyster) is the source of this 1098-nucleotide messenger RNA. Its product is annotated as regulation of nuclear pre-mRNA domain-containing protein 2-like. Bases 103 to 1017 code for a protein of 304 amino acids. The record is from RefSeq and is a predicted model, not a curated record. The transcript is spliced from 2 exons. Lineage: Eukaryota; Metazoa; Mollusca; Bivalvia; Ostreida; Ostreidae.